AUGUUGACUGACGACAACACAAACUUUGAGGCUAUGCCUGUUCGUGCGAACCUCAUCCCUAGCCUUCAGAAGCCGGUCCAGCAAGUUCUCUGGAUAGGAUGCUCAGAUAGUUGCUUCGAAGAAACGAAGAUUCUUGAUCUCCUGCCCGACGAGAUGCUCGUACAUCGCAACUUGGGUAACAUGUUAAUUGAAGGCGAUAUGUCUUCCGAAGUCACCAUCAAGCACGCAGUCUCAACACUGAAGGUCAAGCACAUAGUGGUGUGCGGUCACUACGGAUGCGGUAUUGUUCGAUCGGAGGCACGGCAGGGCUUGAAUGGCCCUUGGUUAAGUCAACUAAAUGCCUUACAUUCAACCUUCUACGACACUGUCAAUCAUCUUUCAGUUUAUCACCGGGACCGCGCUUUCGUUGAAAUGAAUAUUUUCGCCCAGUUACACUCUCUGCGAAAGUUUCCUGAAGUACACAACGCAACGAAAACAAGAGGGCUCCAAUUGCAUGGAAUCGUUUAUGACACCAACACAGGAGAGCCUUCAGGCUAA
This is a messenger RNA of Penicillium waksmanii, 537 nucleotides long. Its product is annotated as carbonic anhydrase. The record is from RefSeq and is a predicted model, not a curated record. Gene Ontology annotation, biological process: cellular response to oxidative stress; cellular response to carbon dioxide. The transcript is spliced from 3 exons. Gene Ontology annotation, molecular function: carbonate dehydratase activity; zinc ion binding. Lineage: Eukaryota; Fungi; Ascomycota; Eurotiomycetes; Eurotiales; Aspergillaceae. Bases 1 to 537 code for a protein of 178 amino acids. Gene Ontology annotation, cellular component: cytoplasm.